AUGGCAGCUAACAUACCUCAAUUCAAACUCAACAAUGGCGUCCUGAUGCCCAGCGUCGGCCUGGGGUGCUGGAUGGGAUCCCCGGGUGGCGGUGAGAAGGUCUACCAGAUGGUCUCGACCGCUCUCAAGGCGGGCUACCGGCACGUCGACACGGCUGAUGGCUAUGGAAACGAGGAGGAAGUGGGUCGUGCUAUCCGGGACUCGGGCAUCCCACGCAAGGAGAUCUUUGUCACGACGAAGCUCAACAACACCGACCACCACCGGGUCAAGGAGGCCUUCGAGCGCUCCCUGAAGGCCCUCGACAUCGAGUACAUCGACCUCUGGCUGAUGCACUGGCCCCAGGGCUUGCAGGACGGCCGCAGCCUCAAGCCCGACGAGAGCCCCACGUACAGCGAGACCUGGGCCGAGAUGGUCAAGCUCUACGAGGGCACGGGCAAGGUGCGCGCCAUCGGCGUCUCCAACUUCGGCGUGCCCAUCCUCAAGUCUCUGCUCGCGACGACCAAGGUCGUCCCCGCCGUGAACCAGGUCGAGCUGCACCCCUGCCUGCCCCAGGAGAACCUGCGCAAGUUCUCCGCCGACAACGGCAUCGUCGUCACUGCGUACUCGCCCAUCGGGCAGCCGGCCCCCGGCCAGGUCUCCCCCCUCCUCACCGACGAGACUGUGAAGGAGGUCGCCAGGAAGCACGGCGUCACCGAGGGGCAGGCCUUGCUCAGCUGGGGUGUACAGCACGGCAUUGUUGUCGUCCCCAAGAGCGAGAACCCGGAGCGUAUCAAGGCCAAUAUCAGCCUUGUAAAACUCGACGAUGCGGAUAUCAAGGCCAUUGAUGCUGUGCACAAGAAGCCUGACUUGCACCGCAGUCUGCUGAACUACCACAGCCCUGACGGGUCUGUUUUUGGAUGGACGUACGAGCAGAUGGGCUGGGAAUUGGAAGUUGGCGGCAAGGCGAAGGCAUAA
Diaporthe citri is the source of this 954-nucleotide messenger RNA. RefSeq lists its product as uncharacterized. The coding region runs from base 1 to 954 and encodes 317 amino acids. The transcript has 3 exons. NCBI's taxonomy places the organism in Eukaryota, Fungi, Ascomycota, Sordariomycetes, Diaporthales, Diaporthaceae. Gene Ontology annotation, molecular function: oxidoreductase activity. The record is from RefSeq and is a predicted model, not a curated record.